Messenger RNA from Trichoplusia ni (cabbage looper), 572 nucleotides. RefSeq names its product histone acetyltransferase KAT7-like. The transcript is spliced from 2 exons. The coding region runs from base 12 to 557 and encodes 181 amino acids. Gene Ontology annotation, biological process: regulation of DNA-templated transcription. The record is from RefSeq and is a predicted model, not a curated record. Gene Ontology annotation, molecular function: histone acetyltransferase activity. NCBI's taxonomy places the organism in Eukaryota, Metazoa, Arthropoda, Insecta, Lepidoptera, Noctuidae.
UGGGUAAGUACAUGAUGGAGGUGUGGUACCAGUCCCCGUACCCGGGCGACGCCGCGCGGGUCCCGCGCCUGUUCGUGUGCGAGUUCUGCCUCAACCACCACAAGAGUGCCACCGGCGCGCAGCGACACAAGGUCAAGUGUGUGUGGAGGCAUCCGCCGGGAGAUGAGGUGUACAGAAAAGACAACCUAAGCGUAUGGCAAGUGGACGGCCGUAAACACAAGCAGUAUUGCCAGCAGCUGUGCCUGCUCGCCAAAUUCUUCCUUGACCACAAGACGCUGUACUACGAUGUGGAGCCGUUCCUGUUCUACGUCAUGACGAAUGCUGAUCAUGAGGGCUGUCAUAUUGUCGGGUACUUCAGUAAGGUAAGUAAUAGCUUAGUGUUCUAUCUUGCUGUUAUACAGAGGUUGGCAACCUCUUUUGGUUUGUUGCAUAUUUUCACAUAUGCCAAUGAUUUGCUUGCAUUGUGUGAUCCACGAAUGUUUAUUCUGUGUGUGGGUGUCUUCGUGUAUACAUUUGCGUACAUGACUUGUAUGUUUGUGGAACCCCCUCGACACUAGAUUUUUUUCAAAGGA